AUGUCAUAUAAUCGUCUAGACCGUCCUGGCUUCGGUCACCACGAAGACUCCUACGAUAUGGCGAACACUCGCCCAAACCGAACUCCUUCGCCAGGCGAUCCUCGAAUGCAUGGCUAUCAACUAGAAGAUCCCUCUCCGUAUGGUGGAGCUUCUAAUGCUCCUGCUCCUGGCGCGCACAACCUCGAGAUCCCUAUGGGUCCAGGACGAUAUGGUACACCCAGUGAUCGGUUGCAGGUACAACCUACGUACUCGGUGGAAAAUAUCGGUAAUUCAUAUGGGCAUAAUGAAGAAUAUGAUCAAAGCCAUCCCUUGGAUCAAAGCCAUAACUACCAACAAGACUACGCCAUAAAUCCCCAACAGCAUCACGAUGCUUACUAUCAACCACCAUAUCAACCGUCACCAGAUGAGCAUCCAAUGCAGCCUUUUCCUGGCCAGCAGCAUGAGGCAGGCUACUACGACCACGAUGAUGAUCACAGACCUAUACUGCAGUCAGAUACAUCAUAUGGGCCAGACCCGCAUACUCUAGAAAAUGAGUACAAAGAUUACGAUGGACCUGCUGCAGACCCCCCUCUUACGCCCACACCCGGCCCAGGGUUGCGGAGAUGGAAGACAGUAAAAGAGGUACAGUUGUUCAACGGAAAUCUUGUACUGGACUGUCCGAUUCCACCAAAGUUGUUAAACAUGGUUCCUCAUGCCGAGCCACCUGAACGAGACGAAUUUACUCACAUGAGAUAUUCUGCGGCAACGUGCGAUCCCAGCGAGUUCUUCGAAGAGCGCUUCACGUUGAGACAGAGACUCUUUGCGAAGCCCCGACAUACGGAGCUUUUUAUCGUAGUCACUAUGUACAACGAAGAUGACGUUUUAUUCGCCCGUACAAUGAGCGGUGUUUUCAAAAAUAUCGAAUACAUGUGUUCACGGAAAGAUAGUAAAACCUGGGGCAAAGACGCUUGGAAGAAGAUUGUCGUGUGCGUUGUUAGCGAUGGUCGUGCUAAGAUCAACCCAAGGACCAGAGCCGUUUUGGCAGGAUUGGGUGUUUACCAAGAUGGAAUUGCAAAGCAGAAAGUUAACGGCAAAGAUGUCACGGCACAUAUUUACGAAUAUACUACCCAGGUUGGAAUAGCCGUGAAAAAGGAAGUGGUGGAGCUUCGUCCUAAGCAACAACCAGUACAAAUUCUAUUCUGCUUGAAGGAGAAGAAUCAGAAAAAGAUCAACUCGCACAGAUGGUUCUUCCAAGCUUUUGGGCGUGUUCUCGAUCCAAACAUCUGUGUUCUUAUCGAUGCCGGUACUAAGCCUGGGAAGGACUCAAUUUACCACUUGUGGAAGGCUUUCGAUUUGGAACCUAUGUGCGCCGGAGCAUGUGGUGAAAUCAAAGCUAUGUUGGGUACUGGAGGUAAGAACUUGAUCAAUCCUUUGGUCGCGACGCAGAAUUUCGAAUACAAAAUGAGUAAUAUCUUGGAUAAACCUCUCGAAUCGGCUUUUGGAUUCAUCUCGGUCUUACCUGGAGCUUUCUCGGCAUAUCGUUAUGUCGCGUUGCAAAACGACAAGGCUGGAAAUGGUCCCUUGGAAAAGUACUUUGCUGGUGAAAAGAUGCACGGUGCCAAUGCCGGUAUCUUCACUGCCAACAUGUAUCUGGCCGAGGAUCGUAUUUUGUGUUUCGAGCUUGUGUCCAAAAGGAACUGUCACUGGAUUCUUCAAUACGUCAAAUCAGCAACUGGAGAAACCGAUGUGCCCGAUCAAAUGGCGGAACUGAUUUUACAACGACGAAGAUGGCUCAACGGUAGUUUCUUCGCGGCAGUCUAUGCUCUCGCUCAUUUCUACGAGAUUUUUCGUAGCGACCACAGCUUCAUGCGGAAAAUUAUGUUCUUGGUUGAAUUCAUAUUUCAGACAAUCAACAUGAUCUUUGCAUGGUUUCAACUCGGCAACUUUUUCUUGGUAUUCCAUAUAUUGACAACAUCCCUGGGUGGCGAUAAUCUUCUGGGUACUGUGGGGAAAGUCCUUGGGGUUGUGUUUGAAUGGCUGUACCUCUUUACGCUUCUUACUUGUUUUGUCCUCGCAUUGGGAAAUAGGCCUCAAGGAUCAAACAGAGCAUACAUGGCCAUGGUUUAUUUCUGGGCUAUUAUCAUGUGCUAUUUGAUGUUUGCCUCCGUUUUCAUAACGGUCAGGUCAAUUCAGGAGCAGACGAAGACCGGAUUCGCCGUAGCCGACAUUUUCAAGAACCAAAUAUUCUACACCUUGAUUAUUUCCUUGGCAUCAACAUACCUGCUAUGGUUCGUUGUGUCAUUCUUGUUCUUCGACCCGUGGCACAUGUUUACAUCUUUCCUUCAAUAUCUCCUCCUCACACCAACCUACAUAAACAUUCUCAACGUUUAUGCCUUCUGCAAUACCCACGAUAUCACAUGGGGAACAAAAGGAGACGACAAAGCCGAAAAGCUUGGCGUUGUGUCCACCAAACCAGGCGGAAAAGUCGACGUCAACAUCCCAACCGACGAUGGAGAUCUCAACACUCAAUACGAAGCCGAAAUGCGCAAGAUCGUCUCCAAGGCACCACCAGAGAAACGCGAACGUGGAGCCGACGAGAUUCAAGAGGAUUACUACAAGGGUUUCCGUUCCCGCGUCGUCAUCUUCUGGCUUGUCUGCAAUUUCUCGCUCGCAGCCGUCGUUCUCAAUACCGGUGGUCUGUCACGACUGGGUACCAAAGAAUCGGACACGGUUGAAUUGGACGAUGAUACCACGAGUAACAUCUACAUGGCUGUCGUUCUAUGGUCAGUAGCCGGACUAUCAUUAUUCAAAUUCAUCGGCGCGAUGUGGUUCUUGAUCGUUCGUAUGUUUAGAGGUGUCUAA
This is a messenger RNA of Glarea lozoyensis ATCC 20868, 2841 nucleotides long. Its product is annotated as Nucleotide-diphospho-sugar transferase. Gene Ontology annotation, cellular component: cell periphery; cell septum. Gene Ontology annotation, molecular function: chitin synthase activity. The transcript is spliced from 4 exons. The coding region runs from base 1 to 2841 and encodes 946 amino acids. The record is from RefSeq and is a predicted model, not a curated record. NCBI's taxonomy places the organism in Eukaryota, Fungi, Ascomycota, Leotiomycetes, Helotiales, Helotiaceae.